Molecule: messenger RNA, 1746 nt
Organism: Quercus lobata
Lineage: Eukaryota; Viridiplantae; Streptophyta; Magnoliopsida; Fagales; Fagaceae
Exons: 4
Coding region: 1-1746 (581 amino acids)
Source: RefSeq, a predicted model, not a curated record
AUGGAGGGUCCUGACGGGAAUCAAGCACUGGAGUCCGUCGUAGGUGCUGAUGGACUAAGGCAGUUCAUCAUGUUACCAGAGUGGACAGUGCAUAGGUUCACAUCCGUCAUCCGGGAGAGACAUUUCAGUACCUUUAGAACAAAUUUUCAGAUUCCAGACUACAUCCCGAUCCGUCUUCCCUACGUGUCGGAGAGAUGUUAUUAUGACGGAGUAGAAGGUGUUGGAGUGUACGAGCAGGUGUUGAAGGCUGGACUUCGGUUCCCGCUCUCUACACUCCAUAGGGAACUCUUGCAUUACCUGGGACUGUCCGUCACCCAGAUUUCUCCAAACGCCUGGAGGGUCUUCAUAGCAAUGGAGAUUCUUUAUGGCGCAAUGUCGAAUGGAGAAAGGAGACUGACGGUCCGUGAAUUUCUUCACUGUUACCGUCCAGAUGAGAUUGAUAGAUCAAGGGGGUUGUACCGUUUUGCUAGUCGAAGUCCCUUGUUGAAGGUCAUCUUUGAGACCCCAGACUCAAAUAGAGACUGGAAGAGUCGCUAUUUCUUCCUGGAGGGUGACAGGUGGAUGAACCGUCCAGGAGAGACGGAGUACAUGCCCGUCGAUACAACUUGGGGGAUAAUAAACCAAGCGCGUAGAGGGCGCCCGCAGGUUAGCCUCGAGGAAUUUAGUUUCCUUGAAAAGGUUUGUAGAAAAGCUAAGCCGGACGAAAGGACCUGGGCCAAGUUAGUGAAUCCAAAGACAAUACACUGGUAUUGUGACGGUCCAGAACCUACCCGUGAGGCCAUUGCUUACGACGAAAGAAUACACAAACAAAUGGACGACGCCAAGAGAAGAGCCAUGAUAAAAUCUCUAGCCGUCGAGCAAAAGAAGACGGGUGAGAUCGUUGUUCCCAGUGUGCCGGGGUCAUCGGGCAAGAGGAAGCAGCCACCAAAGUCCGACCGUCCACACAAGCAGCCAAAGGUGUCAAUGGAGCCCAUCGUGGGCUUGAUGGCUGAGGGCCCUAAGGCCGUCAACCAAGUUAAACAGGGGGCCGGUAAGGGCCUAAUGCAUGCUCCACCCGUCAGCGAGGAGAAGCCCCCUCCCCUUCUUCGUGAUGAUUCGAAGUUCGCUUUGGAAAAGCUUACGUCCAUACUUUCUGCAGAGGACUAUGAGGAUCUGGGGAAUCACUCGACGGAGGCGAUGGGAGAGACGGGGUUAUUUGCCGUCGGACAGUCCUUGGUUAUGAUGAAGGGCUUGAUGGACCGUUGCCUCAACCGUGAAGCGGCUCUGGAACGGGUACGGUCAAAACUUGGGAAGACGGAAGAAGAGCUUAGCCAGCUGCACAAGUGGAAGUCCACCAUGGAGCAGAAAUUUGAACUGUCUGAGAAUACAAGAAAGGAGCUUGAACAGAAGACGGAAGAAGCUGGGAAGGUCUUGAAGAGCAGAGCGGACGAGGUGAAAGAUCUGAAGAAAAAGCUCCGUCAUGCAAAGGACGACGCCGUCAGCGAAUAUCGCAACUCCGAGUCCUUGUUGAAGGAGCUGGGAGGAUCGUUCCUUCAAGGCUUUGACGAUGCGCUCCGUCAGAUAAAAAAGACCUACCCAGAUCUGGACGUGUCCAUGAUAACACUUACUGACCAAGAUCAGACUUCUGCCCUGCCCGUCGCCUCCGAAAAUACGGAGGACCUCUUUGGGGAAGAAGCAGCUCAGGGUGACGGAGAGUCCGCUCCGCCGAAUGAGGUCGCUGUUGCCGACCCCAAGAAAGCAGAGUAA